CCAGCUCGUCUAUGUUCUCCAACGGCUAUGCACCUGGAUAUGCCAAGCUCAACAGGAGAGGAGGUGCUGGUGGUUGGUCUCCUCUGGACAGUGACCAUUACCAGUGGCUACAGGUGGACCUUGGUUCCAGAAAGCAAGUCAGAGCCAUAGCAACUCAGGGUCGCUACAGCAGCUCCGAUUGGACAACGCGUUACCGCCUCCUCUACAGCGACACUGGAAGGAACUGGAAACCAUAUCACCAAGACGGCAACAUUUGGGCCUUCUCCGGGAACUCCAACUCGGAGAGCUCCGUUCGCCACGAGCUGCAGCAGGGCAUCGUGGCGCGCUUCCUGAGGCUCGUCCCUCUGGACUGGAGCGAGGAGGGACGGAUUGGUCUGCGCAUAGAAGUUUAUGGCUGCUCCUACUGGGCGGGCGUGAUCAACUUUGAUGGACAGGGUGUAAUCUCAUAUCGUUUUAAGGUGAAAAAGAUGAAGAUCAUUAAGGAUGUGAUUGCUCUGAGGUUCAAGACGUCCGAGAGUGAGGGUGUGAUUCUUCAUGGGGAGGGCCAACAGGGAGACUACAUCACCCUGGAGCUCCGCAAGGCCAAGCUGCUGCUGCAGAUAAACCUGGGCAGUAAUCAGUAUGGUUCGAUCCUGGGUCAUACUUCUGUGACCACCGGCAGCCUCCUGGAUGACAAUCACUGGCACUCGGUGGUGAUCGAACGUUAUCGGCGUAAUAUCAACUUCACCUUGGACAGACACACUCAGCACUUCAGGACCAAUGGAGAGUUUGACCACCUUGAUUUAGACUAUGAGUUGAGUUUUGGGGGGAUGCCGUACAGCGGGAAGCCAGUGGGCGCUGGGAGGAAGAACUUUAAAGGCUGCAUGGAGAGUAUCAACUACAAUGGAGACAACAUCACAGACCUGGCCCGUCGAAAGAAGCUGGACACCUCCAGCUUUCGUAACCUGUCCUUCUCCUGUGUGGAGACCCACACCUUCCCAGUCUUUUUUAAUGCCACCAGCUUCCUGCAGCUGCCGGGCCGAGCCAAUCACAACACUAUAUCUGUGAGCUUCCAGUUCCGUACGUGGAACCCUGACGGGCUCCUCUUCUUCAGUAAUCUUGAUGACGGCACGCUGGAGAUCUCCCUCGAGGACAGCAAGGUUGCAGUUUACAUCAACGUAACAAAGGAAACCAGAAACAACCGGGUCGACUUAUCGUCAGGUUCAAGCCUUAACGACGGCCAAUGGCACACAAUACGUUUGGUCGCCAAGGAGAACUUUGCUAUGUUGACACUAGAUGGCGAGGAGGCAUCUGCUGUGCACUCUACCUCACCUCUCACCAUCACCACAGGAGGAACCUAUCACUUGGGAGGUAAGAAUCACCCCAAGAACAUCGCGACUACGCUGUUCCCCCCCUCCCAGCGUACCUUCCAGGGCUGCAUGCAAGCGAUCUUGGUUGACGACCAACCCGCUGAUUUGCACGUGGUGGAAAAAGGCACUAUGGGAGCCUUUGAGAACGUCAGCCUAGACAUGUGUGCAAUCAUAGACAGGUGUAUGCCGAACCACUGUGAGCACGGCGGCCGAUGUAAACAGACUUGGGACAGUUUCAGCUGUACCUGUGAAGGAACAGGAUACACUGGAGCCACCUGCCACACUUCUAUCUAUGAGCCAUCAUGUGAGGCCUAUAAGCAUCUUGGCAGGUCCUCUGACACCUACUGGAUCGACCCUGAUGGCAGCGGACCCCUCGGCCCUUUCAAAGUCAAUUGCAACAUGACAGAGGACAAAGUGUGGACAACAGUUAUGAACAACCUGCCACCCAAAAUUGCAGUGACUGGCUCCAGUAGAGAGAGACGCACCGUCUUACAGGUUAACUACAGUGCCUCUAUGGAACAGGUGACAGCCAUCACCGCCAGUGCGGAAUUCUGUGAGCAGCAAAUCGCCUACAGCUGUCGCAUGUCCAGACUGCUCAACACUCCAGAUGGGACCCCCUACACGUGGUGGUUGGGUCGGGGCAGCGAGAAGCACUUCUACUGGGGAGGCUCAGGACCAGGCAUCCAGAAGUGUGCCUGUGGCAUCGACAGGAACUGCACUGACCUCAAGUAUGACUGCAACUGUGAUGCUGACCACAAACAAUGGAGAGAAGAUUCUGGCCUCCUGAUAUACAAGGAACACCUGCCAGUCAGCCAGGUGGCCGUGGGUGACACCAACAGACCAGGCUCGGAAGCCAAGCUGACUGUUGGACCACUCCGUUGCCAAGGAGACGAUAACUAUUGGAAUGCUGCUUCCUUCCCUACCCCGUCUUCCUACCUGCACUUCGCCACCUUCCAGGGUGAGACCAGCGCCGACAUCUCCUUCUACUUCAAGACCAGCGCGCCUGCCGGCGUCUUUCUGGAAAAUCUGGGCAACACCGACUUUAUUCGCUUGGAGCUCAAAUCUCCUAAAGUCAUCUCCUUCUCCUUCGAUGUGGGAAACGGACCUGUGGAGUUGACAGUGCAUUCGGCCACGCCCCUCAAUGACGACCAAUGGCAUCGCGUGAUGGCCGAGCGAAACGUCAAAGAGUCGGUCCUUCAGCUGGAUCAGACAUAUCGGGCAUCUCAGCUGGCUCCUGCUCAGGGGCACACGCGGCUGGAGCUGUUCAGUCAACUUUACGUGGGUGCUGCAGGGGGGCAGAGGGGGUUCCUGGGCUGUAUCCGAGCCCUACGGAUGAACGGCAUCACCCUCGACCUGGAGGAGAGGGCCAAGGUCACGCCGGGGGUCAUGCCCGGUUGCCAAGGCCACUGUACCAGUUUUGAGAUGUUCUGCCGAAACGGAGGGAAGUGUGUGGAGAGAUACAACGGCUACUUGUGUGACUGCACCGCCACUCCCUAUGACGGCCCGUUCUGCUCCAGAGAUGUUGGUGGUUUCUUUGAGGCAGGAACAUUGGUCAAGUACAACUUCAUGCCUGAAGCAGUAGCAGGAGCCAGCAGAGACACAAAGACCCUGACGCACCAGCUGACGCCUCAUGAAGUGAAUCUCACAAAGGAGGAAGUGUCCUUCAGUUUCAGCACCUCCAAUGCUCCAGCUAUUCUGAUGUAUGUCAGCUCCAAGACGCAGGAUUAUCUGGCUGUGGUUUUAAGGCAGAAUGGUUCACUACAGGUCCGCUAUAACCUGGGAGGUCUGAGGGAGCCAUUUUCUAUCGAUGUGGACCAACGGAACCUGGCCAACGGACACCCACACAGCAUUAACAUGUCCCGUGUCGACAGAAGCAUCACAAUCCAGUUGGAUCUUUACCCUCCAGUCAGCUACACUCUCCCAGUCGCCUCAGAUACACAGUUCAAUCUGGUUAAGACGCUGUUUUUGGGCAAAGUCUUCGAAACUGGACCCAUAGACCCGGUCCUCAUCGAGCGCUACAACACCCCGGGCUUUAUCGGGUGUCUUUCGCGGGUCCAGUUCAACGGCGCCGCCCCCCUCAAGUCUGCACUGAGAACCAUCGCACAGGCCCAGGCCGCACCGACAGCCGGUCAGACAGACAGACAAGCUGCCGCCGCCUCGCCGGUGUCUUACCAGGGCAAACUGGUGGAGUCCAACUGUGGGUCGUCACCUCCCACCAUCCCACCAAUGUCUGCUGGGACAGAUCCCUGGCAUCUGGACAACACAGAUGCAAAGUUCCCCUUCAACGAGGAGAGAGUGAUUCCUGAUGGAGUCAACAGAGACUCAGCCAUCAUCGGAGGUAUCAUCGCCGUGGUGAUCUUCACCAUCUUAUGUACUCUGGUGUUCCUGAUCCGCUACAUGUUCCGCCACAAAGGCACCUACCACACCAACGAGGCCAAGGGCAGCGGGGAGCCCACCGGAGAAUCGGCGGACACGGCCAUCAUCGGCACCGACAACCCAGAAACCAUCGACGAGUCCAAGAAGGAGUGGUUCAUCUAACAGCCAAUGGCGGGACUUUGAGAGAGAAAGUGAUUGGUCAGGCCACCGGGCGCCACAGAGAUGGAGGAGGUUUCAAUGACCAAUCACAGGAAAGAUGGAGGAAAGGAAAAAUGUUUCAGACAAUGACCUCCCAGUGGGUGUGGGAAAGACGUGUACAGAAAUAUCUUUCGUUUAUUUGUUUUGUUUUUGAUAUAUUCAGAGUAUUAGAAAGAGAAGAGGGACAGGUGUGCAGCAAAGAACUGCUCUAAGAGACGUGUAUAAACUAACUGGCUAGUCCUUCUUUGUAUUGUGCUUGGGAGUUUUCAGGAGUCCUUUGAAUACUGUAUAUGACAAAUAAUUAUACUUACUGGGUCGUGUGAUAGCACAGAUUUAUUUACAGUCUCUGUUGCAUUUUGAUUUUAUUUUUUAACAAAAAUCUUAUAUCAAAAAGGAUCAAAUCAACAUGCCGAACCCUUUUCUUCGUUACUUAUCAGGCUUGGGUGCACCAGUCUGUCAGCGCUCAUAUCCGUCAUGUGACAUGCCACUUAUAUUGUGGUAAUAUAGAGUUGAAUAUGGAUGCCAAAACUCAGUUUGUAAAUAUAAUAUUUUGUGUUUUUAGUUUGGGUUUUUUUCCGAAAGAUUUAUUUAGAGUCCAGUACAUAAAUACUAAUGAGAAAUGUCAGAUCUAUAUUACAAUAAUAUCAUAUGUCCGUCCAUUACAUUAUUUAUGUAUUAAAUAUAGAGUUUUAUGUUUAAAUCUUAUGACAUUCGAUUGUAUGGGACAUUCCUUUCUGAGGAAGAGCAGAGGGGGUUUCUCAGUGCAUGAUGGGAAAUCAUGACUCUCCAUGGUUGGUCCAGCUCAGCAUGGCAGCUUUCUUUUCAUUUUGAACGGGUCAAACCAUUCAAAAUAUACAACUUCCUUAGCAGUCCGUUUGUUUUUUGCCAAACACUUGAGUCUUAUGUCAGUUACUGAUUGGCUCAGAUUUUCUGCAUUAAAUGUCAGACUUUGAUUUGAGGAAUUAAUUGAAAUGACAUUAUAAUGAUGUGGGUUUGCAGCGUGUGCAUGCAUCUGUGUGUCAGAUGAAGAGUACUUGUUGAAGUGGACAGAAGGCGUGCCAUAAAAAUGACUUACGAAGGUCAUAUGGAUGAGAGCAAACAACUGGCCUGACACUAAGUUCUAUUGACGCACAACAACUUCAUACAUUCAGAGUCCCAAGCAGCAUCAAAUACAAAACAUCAUCAAACCUAAUAUUUGUUAAGACCUGGGAAAGGUUAAGAUGAUAAUUGGCUUGUUAAUCCAUUGUGCCUUCAAGGAACUGCCUUGAAUUUACGAGAAUAACGUGCCGCUGCUCCAUGAAUUCUCAUUAAUCAGAGUAUUCGGGCGUCUUUAUGUCUCCUGAUUUAAAUUGUGCUCAAUCAAAGCUUAACUUUGAAUUCAGAAUACUUUUCAGAAAUCCCGCUGAUUUCGCUCAAAUUGAAAACAAGUCUGACUUUCCAAAGCAUACCUGCUUGUGGGUUGCUAUGCAGCGGGAGAAGCUACAUCGACGAGAGGAGAGCUGCCCGCGAUACAACGCACACAAGAACCUCCUCCUCCCCUCUGUGACGCAGGCACACGCGCAAACAUGCAUGUUUAACAGAGCAUGGUCAAGGUCGUUGGUUUAAUUACAAGAGCAACGGGUUCAGAAUGAGGAGGCUGCUGCUUUGUCAACAAUGAAUGGAGCUUCCCUCUAACGGUGCCGCUGUGGGCCAACAUACAACCACCUAUAUCCUUCACCACGUUGUUUUCCCUGUCAUCGUUGCGCGUGUUCACCUCACCGUAACAUUUACAGAACAAUGUGAAACCAGCUGCCAACUUUGUUAUUUCGUUGUGAAUUUGCUUUCUCUAUGUCCGUCUGUUUAAAUCGCUGCCGUGGCGCCCUGUUGCAUGAAUGAUGUUGUGCACCGUUGUGGUUGAGCGCUAACUGUACAUCACUUCAUCAGAGACAGUGGGACAGCUUCGCCCGCGGCCUCACACACUUCCUCCGUUCACACAUCACAUCCAUGAAGGCAAAGCCGUUCAUUUCCUUUAGUUUAUCAUUAUAUUGCUCAGACUAUACAUGAGCACACACACACAUGCCCUUGAUAUGUGGUUUGAACAUAACGAUGUUAAUGGAUUAUCAGCUCCGAGUUGCUUUCAGUUCUAUUGAGUUCAUUAAAGAGUGUUUGAUCUUUAACAUGUGGGGUUUUUCUGCAUCACUUUCAUGUCAACAAAUAGAUAUCUUCACACAGCAUUAUGAAUCAGACAGUACACAAGACAUUUCAUGGACAUCUUGGACCUUCAGCCAUGUAAUAAUCAGAACAUCAGGCCUUUGAAUUUGACCCACAGCGACAUGGCACCACUCCCGUUUUCUAGCUUGCUGCAUUUCACCCCACCAGUCGACUCGACAGAGCAUCCUGGCCCUCGAGAAAGUGAACAUGCCUUGGAAUACAAAGACAGUUAAGCAGUGCAGAGAUCCAGUCCAUCAUCUAUUUUGAAGGAUGAGUUCUAUACAAACGACAUAGGUGCAAACGGGUUUGCCAUUUUAAGUAUAAUAAUAUAUCAACAAAGUAUUGUAUUUGGUGUUAGUUAUCCACCUGAGACAGAGUCACGGAUGGAAUUAAUCACAACUACACAUCGUAUCCAUUGCAUCCCUGUAUGAAGCAGUUUGAGUGCUCGAUGCAUCACAUGCAGGGAGAUGAGACGAGUUGUAUCCGGUGUGUCUGGGACUGGGCAGAGGCUGUCCCCUUGUGGUCAGGUGGUGCAGUUUCUUUCAAACGUGAUUUAAGGAAAACAGCAUUCAGUGAAAGGAAUACUUUGCUUAUCCCUGUAAGAGUAUUUAUAUGCAGCCGAUCACAACCAGCUCAGGUACCACCUCAGUAGAUUAGAGAAGAAAGAGAGAAACAAAUUAUAUUAAUCUAAACACUAUUAGCAACCACGUGGUAUACGUUUAAAGACUAAUAUGCUGUUUGGUAUUAGUAGAAAAUUACAAACGUUUAAAGAAAAAGUAUUAAACUCAAAACAAGCUCAAAACAGCAUUUAAUGGCCAACGAGGAGCUGAGCAGACGGCCAGCACCAUGGGGUACGAGUAGCUACUGCUGUACGUGCUGUGACUGCUGUCGAACAUUACAUGUGCUUAUGGUUAUCCGCAGUGUUGGUCAGAUAUUAGACUCCAGUGGUCUGACCACAGCUUGAAGCUGAUCUACGAUGAGACGUCACACACCAUAAACUCCAGAUCUUCCACUGCUGCCUCUCGCAGUGCAUUCCUUUGGCAGCCUCACAACGUCGAACUUGGCGCCUACAUUACCCACAGUGCAACGCGAUCAUCGCCAAUCCGGUCGUUAGAUUCAGGUCAAGAUUCAGCCCGGAAUGACGCGAUGAGCUGAGUAUCUGUAGAUUUUAAGUGUAAAAGCUGAUAGUUCAGUAACAUUACUCCUGUAUCACACAGAUCAGUCAUGUCUAAUAACAUCUGUGUUUACCCAAGACAUUCUUAACUGGGCCAGUGUAUUUUGCAAACCCAUAUAUGUGCAUGACUAAUCCUCUAACUCUGUUUCUCAUCUUGUGUCUGUUACUCAGCCCAAAGGGCAGGAUGUUACAUCCACUCGUCUGACUUUCAGAAGCUCAACACUUGAAUUUAUGAUGCAGUUUUUAUUUCUGCCAACAACACAAAACCAGGCUGAACAGUGAAAGAUUCAUUCUGGGUUUUUUUCCGGUUUUGAGUUUCUAACAAAACAGUAGAACAGGCCUUUUUAAGCAUUCCCUUUGUUUCAACAUCAGCCCUUUUUGGUUCCACUCUGAUGCCACAGUCAAUGUGUGAGUUGUAAUGAGUCCUGAACUACGAUCAGGAUUAGUCUUUGGUAUGCAGCAGGGACAGAAUAAAAUGCUGAAUGUGUAGCUUUGAGAGGAUGCAAAUAUCAGUGAGCAGGAAAAAUGAGAUUCCUCUGAGAAGAAAUCCUGGGACAGCAAGAGAUGAAGGAUGGCAAAUAGCGGGGGACC
Molecule: messenger RNA, 7878 nt
Organism: Pseudoliparis swirei
Lineage: Eukaryota; Metazoa; Chordata; Actinopteri; Perciformes; Liparidae
Gene: cntnap2a
Product: contactin associated protein 2a
Exons: 25
Coding region: 12-3887 (1291 amino acids)
Source: RefSeq, a predicted model, not a curated record